Molecule: messenger RNA, 882 nt
Organism: Closterium sp. Naga37s-1
Lineage: Eukaryota; Viridiplantae; Streptophyta; Zygnematophyceae; Desmidiales; Closteriaceae
Source: the annotation of a GenBank genome assembly
AUGGCGGGGCCGAGUUCUUCAUCUCCAGGUGCUGCCGCCCUCCCCUCCUUUCCUCCUCUCCUCUCCCUUCCUCUCUCAUCCCCUCCCCUCCCUUCCCCUCCCAUCCCCUCCCGUUCUGCUCAGCUGCUUCCUGACUUUGCACGUGAAACAGUGGAGGCAGCGCUGUUUGUGGGGCGAGGGGAGAACACUUACAAGUUACAAAUACCACCACCCCCCAAACCCCAUUUCCCCCGUUCCUCCCCUUCCCACCCCCGUCACCAGGACCAGUUGCCGCCUGACUUUGCACCUGAAACAGCGGAGGCGGCGCUGUUUGUGGGGCGAGCCAUGCUGUUGCUGCAGGAGGUGGGGCGGCGCAGUGAGAGCGAGCUGAGCGGGCGAGGGGCGGGCAGCAGUAGGCAGAGGAAGCACAAGGGAGACGUGAAGAGGAUACUCGACAGCGUGCUUGCAUUGCGUCAGAAGGGGCGCACGAAGCAUGCGUGGGACGAGCAGCGGGUGCACGAGGUGGUGGAGGCAGCUAGAAAAAGAGCAGCGCACCGCCUAUGGCAGCUGGUGGUGAGGCAGAGUGACAUAUUCGGCCAUCUGCACGCGGUGCAUUACUUCCUGCUGGGCGGAGGGGGGGCCUUCAUGCAGUCACUGCGGGAGGUGCUGGCACAGCCAGACAGUGUGUGGCAGUCGUUGAGGGAGGUGCUGGCACAGCCAGACGUGAGGGCCAGGGUUGCCAACGACAAGCUGCAGCUGGCUGUUGAGAAGGUGGGGAAGUCUGGCAUUUUCCCUAUCUCCCAUGCCUUCCUUCAUGCCCACCGCUCGCCUACCUGCCAGGCAUCAGCAUGCAUUGGGGAGGAGGCGACUCUCAAGUACUUCCGCACAUUCUCCUUCAAGUGA